Messenger RNA from Pediculus humanus corporis (human body louse), 1068 nucleotides. RefSeq names its product Replication factor C subunit, putative. Gene Ontology annotation, molecular function: DNA binding; DNA clamp loader activity. NCBI's taxonomy places the organism in Eukaryota, Metazoa, Arthropoda, Insecta, Psocodea, Pediculidae. Bases 1 to 1068 code for a protein of 355 amino acids. Gene Ontology annotation, biological process: DNA repair; DNA-templated DNA replication. Gene Ontology annotation, cellular component: DNA replication factor C complex; nucleus. The record is from RefSeq and is a predicted model, not a curated record. The transcript has 5 exons.
AUGUCUCUUUGGUGCGAAAAAUAUCGCCCUUCUAAUUUAUCAAAAUUAGAUUAUCAUUUAGAUCAGGCCAAGCAAUUAAAGAAUUUGAUUAACAAGGGAGAUUUUCCUCACUUGCUAGUAUACGGAACGCCAGGAUCGGGUAAAAAAACUCGAAUAAUGUGUUUACUCAAAGAAUUAUAUGGUCCCGGUGCUUGGAAGUUAAAAACUUGUCAGAUGAACUUUACAACUCCUUCGAAUAAAAAAAUAGAUAUAAUGACACUUAGUAGUAAUUAUCAUAUUGAAGUAAAUCCAUCAGAUGUUGGAAUUUAUGAUAGAGUUGUUAUUACAGAGUUAGUUAAAAAAACAGCCUCUACCUAUCAGCUUAAUUCAUCAAAGCAAAAGAGUUUUAAAAUUUUACUUUUACAAGGGAUUGAUGAAUUAACAGCUGAUGCCCAGCAUGCUCUUAGAAAAACAAUGGAAAAUUACAAUGUGACAUGUCGUUUAAUUCUUUGUGGCAAUUCUAUUUCGAAUAUAAUUCCUGCUAUUAAAAGUCGUUGUCUUCAUAUUAGAAUACCAGCUCCCAGUUAUGAAGACAUAUGUAAAAUAUUAUUAUUUAUUUGCAAAAAAGAAGGAAUUCAAUUGCCUGAAACUUUAGCAUAUAACAUAGCUAGAAAAAGUGACAGAAAUUUAAGAAGGGCAAUUUUAAUGUGCGAAGCAUGUAGAGUGCAACAAUUUCCCUUAACAGAAAAUCAAGAAGUUGUUGAUUUAGAUUGGCAAAUUUUUUUAAAAGAAACUGCAAGAUUAAUUGUUGCCAAACAAACACCGGAAGCACUUUAUGAAGCAAGAGGAAGAAUUUAUGAAUUAAUUGUACAUAAGAUUCCUCCUUCAGUAAUUUUUAAAGGAUUAUUAGUCGAGCUCGUUAAAAAUUGUGAUAUGAAUAUUAAAAUGGAAAUAGCUGAGGCAGCAGCACAUUAUGAACAUUUAAUGCAUAAAGGCUCUAAAGUUAUUUUUCACAUUGAAGCAUUUAUUGCUAAAUUUAUGUUAAUUUAUUCUAAAUAUUUACAAAAUUCAAUGUCCGAUUUAUUUUAA